GUUGAUCGUGAGGUUACUAGCGAAGUACACUCAUUUGCAAACCAAUUUGGUUUUGCGAGAGACUCACCUGGAACUCAGCUGAAUCUCUCGCAACUGAAUGUGCUGCACCAGGGCACCUCAAGUUUCAGUCGCUACGAUAUUCGAGAUAUCGCGAUACAUAUAUAUUUUUGUAAUGCACUACUCAUAAGGCCGCUUUAUGUUCUAGUUAGUACGAUAUUUGAGAUAUCACGGUAUGUAUAUCGAUGUAACACACUACUCAUACAGUUGCUGAAAAUUCCUCGGUAUCAUAAACGAGAGAUUCAGCUGGGUUUCGGCGAUAUCUCGAAUAUUGUGCCAACUGAAUCACGAGGUGGCCUGGUGCAGCUCAUACAGUCGAGGAACAUCACGAACGAGAGAUUCGGUUGGGUCUCCCAUGAAAACCAAAUGGGCAUGCAGGUAUUUUUGUUCAUAGUCACACCACACUCGUUCGAACGGUCGUGUUCCUGUUCUGGCGUAAUUAUUCUGGUGAGCCCACACCAAAUGAGGGGAGCACUGGACUCGAGUUUCGCUCUUUUAAUAGAGCUCAUCAGCAGUACAUACCCAAUGGCCGUACCGGGAUUUGAACCCCAAACAUCUGACAUGCGAGGCGAGCGUGUAACCACUACCCAUUUAUCUCUCCUGUUUAAACCACUAGAUAUAUACUGA
Opisthorchis viverrini is the source of this 684-nucleotide messenger RNA. RefSeq lists its product as hypothetical. The transcript is spliced from 5 exons. The record is from RefSeq and is a predicted model, not a curated record. NCBI's taxonomy places the organism in Eukaryota, Metazoa, Platyhelminthes, Trematoda, Opisthorchiida, Opisthorchiidae. The annotation marks the transcript as partial.